AUGUCGACGACAUCUAUGGACAACAUAGACUAUGUUGAGAUUGAUCAACAAGAAAGAAUCGAGCAACAAGAAGAAGUCCAUCAAGACGAUGAAGUUGCAAUCAAUAAUAAUGAUAAUAUAGACAACAUUAGUAGUAGUACAGCAUUGAUUCAACAACCUCCUGAUCAAGAGAAGAGGAAGAGUAGAUUACUUUCAUGUCAUGGCAAAUGGACAGCGCUGAAGCCAUUCAUAUUAUACUGUACAUUCUCUUUCCUCUUCUCCUUUGAUCCAAGCGAGCCUUAUCUAGUAGACUAUCUCACAAAUGUACUACACGUCCCUCAGCGUGUAGUCUACCAGGAGAUCUUCCCCACCUGGACAUACGCCUACUUCUGCUUCCUACUCAUCUUUGGAUUCCUCGGCGAGAUAAUCGGUUACAAAUUUGUAAUCAUCAUUGGAAUGGCGGCAAAGGUGGCUACAACCAUCAUUCUAUUGUCCACAAGUAAUCUUGGAUGGCUUAUAUUCGAGCAGGUUACGGAUGGUAUGUCAUUUGCUGCAUACAUCGUCUUUUUGGCAUAUAUAUACUUUAGUCUACAGCCUGACGAGUAUCAACAGAUGGCAUGCCGUGUCAAUGUUGGCUAUAUCGUAGGAGUGGUGUCAUCUGGCCUUCUUGGCCAGCUACUGGUGAACCGUGUGUCACUCGUCACCUUGCUCUGCAUGGCAUUGGCGACCAACAUUGCAUCACUUGUCAUCGCACUCUCCUUCAACAACUAUCGUGUGGAAACAAGAUUCCAACUUCGUUGUUUCCUCAUCGAUCUACGACAGGCCUAUCGCAAUACCGAUAUCCUUCACUGGUACAUAUGGAGCGGUGUCGCAAUAUCCAUUCAUCAGAUUGUACUCACAUACUGGCAAUCACUAUUCCUCGAGACUAGCAAUGAACAGAACUGGAAUGGAUACAUUUCAUCCAGUGCCUACUUCUUUGCUGCCUUUGUAACAACGAUUCCAGCUCGACUUGGAAACAAAAUUAAUGACAUUAAGAACUUGAUACUGGUCUUGUUUGGCCUGGUUGGUUCAAUCCUAUUGAUCAUCAUGGGCAUUGGACCAAACAUCUACGUGAGCACCAUCUGCUUUGUAAUAUAUAACUGUUGCUUUGAGUUUAUGUCUCCAAUUGUCAAUGUACAGAUAGCAAAGAAACUAUCAUCACGUAUUGGACUAUUGUUCUCAUUCAAUAUUAUGAUUGCAUUGGCAGUGCAAAUGAUUAUACAAUUGUCGGUGGGCAAUAAGAUGCUCGACCUCAACAUCAACCAUCAAUUCAUAUACUUUGGCAGCUGUCUAUUACUUCUAUCAAUUGGCUUCACAAUAUUCUUCACCUCUAGCUGGCUACACAAUCGAACCAACAUCUACAAACAGUCUAGACUUCAACCAAUCUCUCAUCCCGUUGUUGAUGACCAAGACAGCAACAGCUAUUAUGUCGACUCUUCAUCUCCAUUGCUAUCCAACUAUGACCACAACAACAACUAUGACUACAAUGACAUCAUCAUAAACAACUGA
Acytostelium subglobosum LB1 is the source of this 1527-nucleotide messenger RNA. RefSeq lists its product as hypothetical. NCBI's taxonomy places the organism in Eukaryota, Evosea, Eumycetozoa, Acytosteliales, Acytosteliaceae. Gene Ontology annotation, cellular component: plasma membrane. Gene Ontology annotation, biological process: transmembrane transport; vitamin transport. The coding region runs from base 1 to 1527 and encodes 508 amino acids. The transcript is spliced from 5 exons. The record is from RefSeq and is a predicted model, not a curated record. Gene Ontology annotation, molecular function: vitamin transmembrane transporter activity.